This is a messenger RNA of Papaver somniferum (opium poppy), 2003 nucleotides long. RefSeq names its product tubby-like F-box protein 3. The record is from RefSeq and is a predicted model, not a curated record. Bases 486 to 1703 code for a protein of 405 amino acids. NCBI's taxonomy places the organism in Eukaryota, Viridiplantae, Streptophyta, Magnoliopsida, Ranunculales, Papaveraceae. Gene Ontology annotation, molecular function: protein binding. The transcript is spliced from 6 exons.
UUGGGUCUUCCAAACUAGAACCAGACACAUUUAGAAGCUCCUAAAAAGUACAAACCCUAAUUUCUCUCCCCUAAAUUAUUAAGAUCACAAAUUCUUUAAAUUUCAACGGAGAAAACCAUUGAUCUACUUUCUUGUCACUGUAAAUGUGUACUAAUCACUGUUAAUUUCUCAUUAUUUCGAUGAAGAAAUGUUCAAGUUAGAUUUAGUUUCAGUGCUCUCAAGAAAAGGUCACAACUAUAUCAUUAUUGUGAAGAUUUAAGUCUGGGUUUCUGUUUGUGGGUUUUUGGAAGUGAUUCGAGUGGGGUUUUUAAGAAUUUGUAAAAUUACUAUAUAAAGGUUGGUACCUUUUGUAUUUAAGCUAAAAAUUAAGGAACUUCUUAACAUUUUUUGGUUAAAAGUGUUUGGAAUUUGUGUAUAUAAUUUGGUAAGGAAUGUAACUGUAACUAGACUUUGAUCUUAUUUGAGGUAUAGUGAGGGGAUAAAUUAUGUCUUUCAAAAGCAUACUUCAGGAAAUGAAAGGGGAAUUUGGUAGUAUAUCAAGAAAAGGGUUUGAUUUAGGUUAUGGGUUUAGAUCAAGAUCACAUAGAGUAGUACAAGAAGAUUUGGAAUUAUUAAGAGGACUUGAUGCUUUGAAACAAAGUUGUUGGGCUAAUAUGCCCCCAGAGCUCUUAAGAGAUGUGUUAAUGAGGAUUGAAGAAGCUGAUAGUAUGUGGCCAUCACGAAAAAAUGUUGUUGCUUGUGCUGGAGUUUGUAGAAGUUGGAGAGAAGUUACUAAAGAGAUUGUUAAUACACCUGAAAUGUCUGGCAAAUUAACAUUCCCCAUUUCGUUGAAACAGCCAGGCCCAAAGGAUACCCUGAUCCAGUGUUUCAUAACACGGAACCGCAACACACAGGCAUAUCAUCUUUACCUCAGUUUAACUCAAGCAUUAAGUGACAACGGGAAGUUCCUUCUUGCUGCUCGCAAGUUUCGAAGGCCCACAUGCACAGACUAUGUCAUCUCUAUAAACGCAGAUGACAUGUCAAAGGGAAGUGGAACAUGCAUUGGGAAAUUGAGGUCAAACUUUCUAGGUACCAAGUUUACCGUCUAUGAUUCCCAGCCACCUCAUGGUGGAGCCGCAAUCUCCAGAAGUCGUUCCACAAGGCUAGUGGGUUUGAAACAAGUCUCUCCUAAGGUGCCUGCUGGCAACUACCCAGUAGCACACAUUCAAUAUGAGUUGAAUGUUUUGGGUUCUCGGGGUCCGAGGAGAAUGCAAUGUGUCUUGGAUGCAAUCCCUGGUUAUGCAGAUGGAGCAGGAGUAGCUCCAGAACAGACUGAAUUACCUAGUAGCAGUCAAGAUUCAUUUCCUUCACUCCCAUUCUUCCGUUCAAAAUCAACCCGCACAGAGAGUUUCCGUUUUAGAUCUUUAUCCACACGCAAGGAAGGAACUCUAGUACUAAGAAACAAGGCUCCAAGGUGGCAUGAGCAGCUCCAGUGUUGGUGUCUUAACUUCCGUGGACGAGUUACAGUUGCUUCAGUUAAGAAUUUUCAGCUUGUAGCUUCGCCUGAAGGUGAACCUGCUGGUCCAGAACAUGAGAAGGUCCUCCUACAGUUCGGGAAAGUAGGAAAGGAUUUGUUUACUAUGGAUUUUCAACAUCCAAUCUCAGCGUUCCAGGCUUUUGCUAUCUGCCUCAGCAGCUUCGACACCAAAAUUGCUUGUGAAUAACAAAAAGCAGGAAAUAUUUGGACUAGACUACAUCAAGGGCAAGUGAUAAAUUUCUGCAUCAUGGGGGUUCAGAAGCUCAACAUUGUUUUUGAUAAAUGUAGUGAAGAAAUUACUUCAAUGCACCAUCCUGCUCAGGUUAGUGAUGUAUUAAGGUGAACAGAGACAAAUAUGUUAACAAUUUUUUUAUGGCCACCCCCAAAGUGUUCGGCUGCCUUCUGAUUUCACCCAAUUAUUAUCAUCUUGCGUGACCACAAACAACAUUAUUGGUUAUGUGCCUCCAAUCAAAAUAUCCUUUUGCUC